Molecule: messenger RNA, 2999 nt
Organism: Vespa crabro (European hornet)
Lineage: Eukaryota; Metazoa; Arthropoda; Insecta; Hymenoptera; Vespidae
Product: laccase-1-like
Exons: 11
Coding region: 408-2627 (739 amino acids)
Biological process (GO): iron ion transport
Cellular component (GO): plasma membrane
Molecular function (GO): copper ion binding; oxidoreductase activity
Source: RefSeq, a predicted model, not a curated record
CCUCCAAAGGAAGACAUGUAUAGAGAAGCGAACGUUGUUACUUCGAUCCAGUGUUCCAUAACGUUUUGACUCGCUAAAGUGGCAGACAUUUUUGUUCACCCUGAAAGUGAAUGCAGGGUACUUCAAAAAGAUUACGGUAGAGAUAAAAUCGUGCGUGUUUUUACAUUUAAUCGUUUUUACCAUUUAUUUAUGAUUAAUUGUGACUUGGCAAAUUUGAUGUAAGAAUCUUCCACCGAGUUUCUUCUGAUUUAAAAAAAGAAAGUAAAGAUUACGAUAGAGAUAAAAUCGUGAGUGUUUUUAUAUUCAAUCGUACCAUUUAUUUGUGAUUAGUUGUGACUUGACAAAUCUGAUGUAAGGAUCUUGCAUCAAAUUUUUUUUGAUUUAAAAAAACAAUAAUCAGGCCGAUAAUGAUAGCUCGAAGGUUACUGUUAUUACUGUUACAAAUACACUUCCUCGCGCAUUACUGUUACUCAGAAAAAACAUUAAUAACGGUAUACGAUGACAUCGGUUUAACACCUAUCGAUCCAGAAAUCUCCGAUAGGAUUGAUUGGAAAAAACAUCACUGUAGACGAUUUUGCAAAGAUGGAGCACCAAAAAUGGACUGUUAUUACACCUUCAAAAUCGAAUCUUAUCGUACAAUGAGCAAAGCCUGUUAUGAUUGUCCAUUUAAUGUCACCGAUUGUUUCCGUCCUCAUUGCGUACCUGCCGAUGGGAUAAAGCGUUCGAUUUUAGCAGUUAAUCGCCAGAUGCCUGGACCAUCAAUCGAGGUAUGUCAAGGUGACAGAGUAAUAAUCGAUGUGAUAAAUUUAUUGCAUUCCGAGAGUACUACGAUGCAUUGGCAUGGACUGCAUCAUCACAAGACACCAUUCAUGGACGGAGUACCAUACAUAUCGCAAUGCCCAAUUCCUCCGGGAUCCUCUUUUCGUUAUGAUUAUAUUGCCACUGAGAUUGGAACUCAUUUUUGGCAUUCUCAUAUCGGUUUGCAACGAGGUGACGGACUUUUUGGGCCCAUAAUCGUUCGUGCGCCACCCUCAAAGAACUGGCAUAAGGAUCUUUAUGACGUGGACGAAUUUACAUUAACUCUAUACGAUUGGACUCAUCAAAUGAGUACCGACAUUUUUCUAGCUCAUCAUCAUUCAAACGGCGACAAUAAACCUCGUAAUUUAAUAGUUAAUAAUUUGGGACGAUAUAAAUCCAACAUGAACGAUACAAAUAAGAUUUCCACGACAAUGCCUUUAACGACGUUCCGUGUCAAAAAAAAUCUAAGAUAUCGUUUCAGAUUAAUAAACUCUGAAUUUCUUAAUUGCCCUAUUGAAGUAUCCGUGGAUAAUCACACUCUCAUCGUCGUCAGCUCUGAUGGACGUGAUAUCGAACCGGUGGAAGCUGAAUCUUUGGUGAAUUACGCUGGUGAGAGAUUCGAUUUUAUAGUUAAUAUGAAUCAGGAAGUUAAUAAUUAUUGGAUCCGAUUUCGUGGAUUAAUGGAUUGUGAUGAGAGAUUCUUCGGUGUUCAUCAAGUUGCUAUUCUUAGAUAUGAGAACGCUAAAGAGAUUGAUCCAGAGGGAGAAAUUUCGUACGAACGUCCUCCAAGUUAUUUACCAGGAUUGCAAGUGAAUACAUUAAACAAGGGUACAGAAUCGAAUAAUACUAUCAGUAUAGCUUCACUUAAUGCAAUGGAUAAAAAUGACAAAACGAGUAUCAGAGAACCGGAUUAUCAAUUUUACGUGUCCUAUGAUUUUUAUCCUAAGAACAAUCCGGAUUUUCAUCGAGAUGAUCUUUAUGACUUCUAUCAAGUACGAGAUCGGUCACAACAAUUAUUCACACCGCAAUUAAAUAACAUAUCGAUGAAGUUACCAUCUUUCCCACUCAUGUCUCAAAGAGAUUUAAUCGAUCCUAAUCAAUUUUGUAACUCUAGUACCGUGAAAGGAUGUGAUAAAAAAUUUUGUAGUUGUACUCACGUUCUCCAAGUGAAAUUGAACAGUGUCGUCGAAGUGAUACUUAUUGAUGAAGGUAUUACUUACGAGGCAAAUCAUCCUUUUCAUCUUCAUGGCUACCAAUUUCGCGUCAUAGGAAUGGAGAGACUAAACAAGAACAUCACAGUUGAUUUGGUAAAAAAAUUGGACGCAGACGGUAAAAUAAACAGGAAGCUCGAUCGGGCGCCAUUGAAAGAUACAGUGACUGUUCCUAACAAAGGCUAUACCAUUUUACGAUUUUACGCAGACAAUCCAGGAUAUUGGCUAUUUCAUUGUCACAUAGAAUUCCACGCCGAAAUUGGUAUGUCUCUGAUCUUUAAAGUGGGUAAUCAUGAGGACAUGCAACAAGUUCCAUAUAAUUUUCCUCGAUGUGGCGAUUGGAAGUCCUCCUUCGAUGAAAGUACAAACAUUUCAAGUAAAAAAACAAACAUUUCAAGUAAAAAUACGUUUACGAUAAUUGAAAACUCUACGAAAGUUAAUUCGACAGAAAAUGAUAUAAAUCAGUUGAACGAUUUACAAUCAUCUAUUGACAAGUUAUAUCUGUUGCUACUGGAAAAUAGAAAACCAACUUCUUCCUCGUCUAAUCUUACCAUAUCGACAUUUUUGCCGAACCUUUAUAUCAUUAUUUUUAUUCUUUUUAAACAAUUAUAUUCAUAGUCAUAAAUGAUUAUUUAUAUAUAUAUAUAUAUAUAUAUAUAUAUAUAUAUAUAUAUAUCACACAAUUGUCUGUCACUUUACUACGUAAUAGACAAUUAUUAGAAAUGCGUAAUAUUUUUACAGUCAUACAUGUGUACAUUUAUACGUUUCUAGUUGGAACAAUUACAAAUUUUAAAAGUAUUCCGAACAUGUAUAAAAGUACUAUGUCACUGUGAUAUAUUGAUUAUGAUCGAUAUCAAACUUAAAUGGCAAACAUUUUUCUCUUUUUUGGAAAAAGGAGGAGGAUGGAAGUAUGCUUUUGUUCGAGAUAAAUUGUGUGUAAUCUAAGCACUGAUUUAUAUUUGAUAACAAUAUUACACGUCAGUAUUCGAA